AUGGCAUCGGAGCCAGUUGCGCUACUGGACGACGCCCUCGCAGAGGUCCUCCGGCGUCUCGCGCCGCACGUCCUGGCCGAGGCCCGGCAGGUCUGCAAGGCGUGGCGCGACGCCGUUGACAACCGCCUGCGCGGCAGCAUGCUUUCGCGCUCGGUGCGUGGCAUCUUCAUCACCUUCACGGCGUGGCACUUCUCGUUCUCGGAGUUCUUCUCCCGCCCCUCGAGGGGCCCGGCGAUCGACGGAGGGCUCUAUUUCCUGCCGUACAUGGACGUCAAGGUCACAGACCACUGCGAGGGCCUUUUGCUUUGCCGUGAGUCGAGCGACGGUGCACUGCCGCACCCGCGCGAGUACGUCGUCAACCCGGCCACCCGUCGGUGGGCGCGUUUGCCCAAACGCCCCUUGCCGCACAUGCCAGGAUUAGAAUACACCGCCCACCUCGUGUUGGAGCCCGCCGUGUCGCCGCACUACCAGGUCUUUCUGAUCCCACGCGUACCAUGGCGACUGCCAGCCGAUGGCGAAUCCGACGACGACAACCCGUUGCUCAAAUUGGAAUGGCCUUCCUUGUCAUACCUCAUCCAUGUGUUCUCGUCGGUGACUCAGCGAUGGGACGAGACGACCUUCCUUCGGGAAGGGGAGGCUGCCGGGAUCAUCGCCGACAUGCAGUCAAAUUGGUGGUAUGAUCAGCCUCUUUAUCGUGCUGUCUACUGGCAAAACGCACUCUACAUCCAUUGCCAACAUAACUAUCUUAUGAGGAUGACCUUGUCAGAUCACACAUACAUAGUAAUUAAACUACCAUGUGCCAAAAUUAAAAAAAAAACUACCAUGUGCCGGUGA
Messenger RNA from Triticum turgidum subsp. durum (durum wheat), 834 nucleotides. Lineage: Eukaryota; Viridiplantae; Streptophyta; Magnoliopsida; Poales; Poaceae. The record is from the annotation of a GenBank genome assembly.